AUGUUUCUGUUGCAGUGCUUAGUUGAAAUGGCUGGACGAAACGAUGUUGCGAUUACUGCUGCUUUGGAGGCUAUGGCUCAAGCUCUGGUACAACAACCGAAUGCUGGUGAGAAUGCUGGAUCUCGCAGUUUGGCUACUUUCCAGAGGGAGAACCCGCCGGUCUUCAAAGGCAAGCAUGACCCCGAUGGAGCAUUAGAGUGGUUGAAGGAUAUCGAGAGGAUCUUCCGCGUAAUGGAUUAUACUCAGGCACAAAAAGUUCGCUAUGGGACGCAUAUGCUAUCAGUCAAAGCUGACGACUGGUGGCUAACAACAAGUCAAAGAUUAGAAGCUGCAGAUGAAAAGAUCACUUGGGCUAUGUUCCGAAGAGAAUUUCUGAGGAAGUAUUAUCCUGAGAGUGUCCGUGGUAAGAAAGAAAUUGAAUUCCUCAAACUGAAAUAG
Molecule: messenger RNA, 438 nt
Organism: Vicia villosa (hairy vetch)
Lineage: Eukaryota; Viridiplantae; Streptophyta; Magnoliopsida; Fabales; Fabaceae
Exons: 1
Coding region: 1-438 (145 amino acids)
Source: RefSeq, a predicted model, not a curated record